AGUGUUAUUUCCUAAUUGCUUAUGCCUCAAAAGUAUAGAAAAUGGCUAUUAUUCCCCACAAACUUUGCUUUCGUGACCAGGACAGUGAUAUUUUGAAAUUUACCUAUUUUCCAGAACAUUCCAGAUAGAUUCAGUGCUGAGUAAACUUGGAGUAACUUCUAGAACUUUCUAGAACUUUCCAGUAAUAUAAAUAGUAGUAUAAAUACAUGGGCCUUAAGCCCACCAGUUCAGUUUAGUUCCAGCUGCCUAAGUGGAUACAUAUCUGCAUUUUUCUGAGAUGGCAUCAAGAGGCUGCAAGCAUCCGGCAGACGCAUUUUGCUAUGUCUGCGGCCAAUUUAUCAAGACAAGAGCGAAAAAGUACUCCGUGGAAGCAUCUGCUAAGAUGUGUGAGGCCUACAAGGCAUAUUUCGGCAUGCCUGUCGGGGAUCAAGACAAACCCUGGGCACCUCAUUUCACCUGCGAGCACUGCAAAAAAACUCUGGAAGGGUGGUACAGAGGGGAAAAGAGAGCCAUGAAGUUCGCUAUCCCAAGAAUUUGGCGGGAACCCACUGACCACUCAAGCAACUGCUACUUCUGCAUGGUGGACCCUUCCAAACGUCGGACUGGCAAGAAUGCACCUGCUAUCACGUAUACGGACCUUCCUUCAUCCAUCGCCCCGGUGCCACACUGCCAUGAGCUCCCCGUACCCACUCCUCCGGAGAGAGAGCAGCCGUCUUUAGAAGAGAGCAGCAAGUCAGAGAGCGAGGAAGACGUUGUAGAUCCAGAUGACAAUUUCAGAGGUGGAGCUGAGGAGAGAAACCCAUACUACCCCAACCAAAAAGACCUCAACAACUUGAUUAGAGAUCUUGGUCUCACCAAGUCCAAUGCCGAGCUUUUGACGUCUAGGCUCAAGCAGUGGAACUUGUUGUAUGAAAGUGUGCUGCUGGCUGCUUCCCACAUCCAGUCUGUAAAGAGUUCCUCUUCGGGUGGUUCUGAUGCUGGUGUCCAGAAGCCCUGUGCCCGCCUCUUCCACCCGGAGACUGAGGAGCAGCUGGAACUGCCGUCCCUCCCAGAGAAGAAGCAGCAGCUGCUGGGGGGAGCUGCUGCUGGGAGUGAAGGAGCCUUCAGCUUCAGCUCCUUCACUGUGAUGGACGGGUGUCUGCUCUCUCUGUGGGUUGCAGGUUCCCAAGAAUGGGGCCUGGAGUCUCGCUCCUUCCCGAGUGGGGCUUACCUCAACCAGCUGCCUGGUGCUGGGGUCUCCCUGACCAGCUACCAGUGCACAUGCGACCAGGGGAACAAAGUCAUGGCCAGCUUCAGGGACUUCAAAAAGAGGCACAUUGCAGAUGAAAAUAAAAAGGGAAACCAAGACAAGUAG
Molecule: messenger RNA, 1354 nt
Organism: Acipenser ruthenus (sterlet)
Lineage: Eukaryota; Metazoa; Chordata; Actinopteri; Acipenseriformes; Acipenseridae
Exons: 4
Coding region: 278-1354 (358 amino acids)
Source: RefSeq, a predicted model, not a curated record